This is a messenger RNA of Penicillium nucicola, 1194 nucleotides long. Its product is annotated as putative sister chromatid cohesion protein Dcc1. NCBI's taxonomy places the organism in Eukaryota, Fungi, Ascomycota, Eurotiomycetes, Eurotiales, Aspergillaceae. Gene Ontology annotation, cellular component: chromosome, centromeric region; chromatin; Ctf18 RFC-like complex. The coding region runs from base 1 to 1194 and encodes 397 amino acids. Gene Ontology annotation, biological process: maintenance of mitotic sister chromatid cohesion; mitotic sister chromatid cohesion. The transcript has 4 exons. The record is from RefSeq and is a predicted model, not a curated record.
AUGGCAACGCAAGACUCGCACAGUAUUCUCUUCACACAUAAUCGAUUUCAGCAGGGUUUUCGGCUGCUGGAAUUGACCCCGGAAUUGGAAGAAUUACUGACAUCAAAAGAUGCCCCAGCACUCGAACUCAAAUCCCCCUCAACAGCCCUCGCCCAAGCCGUAGUCGACCCAAGCGCACAAGACUACGUGAACCUCUGCACACCCACCAAAACCUACCGAAUCCGCCAAGUGCAAUCCUCAAAUUCAAUCCACAUCCUUCGCCCCAGCGCCGGCGAGAUCUCCAAAGCAGACAUCAAAGUCGUCGAGGAAGAAGCCGGCGACGAAGGAACCCUAAACCUCCCCAACGAAGCAGUCACCACAAUCGCAAAAUGCUCCUCCACACUCGAACUGCACAUCCCACCGGGCGGGUUCUCCGCACUACCUUUCCUGGAGAAGAGCCUGCGACUUUAUGACCGGCGCAGUGACGACGAUGGCGAUGUAGCGAUGGGUGAUUCGGCUGCGUCACUGGACCCGCUAGAUGCCAUGGGCGUGCGAAGGGCCAGGGAGAGCGUUUGGGCCGACAUACCUGUCUCGCGGGCGCAGUGUGAACAGGGUUGGAUGGAGCUUUGUGCGUUUGUGGAUGGUGGCGAAGAGGUUGCUUGUUGGCGACCUUCGGCGCGGGCUCGGUUGGCUGUUUGGACGCGGCUGGUUGAGGGAGCUGUUUUGCAGGGUAUUGAUCUUGAGAAACAGUUUCUCGUGAGAGAGUUGUGGAAGUCGGUUUUGGAUGAGGACGAGGCGGCUGAGCCGCCGUUUCCGCGUGUAUUACUUGAGGCCGUUGUCAGGCGGAUUUGUGUUGUUGAUGAGCGGCCUGCUUUGGCGGAUGAAAUGAAAUGGGCGAGCUUCGAUAAGGUGGAAUGUGUGCAAUGGGUUGGUGAGACUUAUUUGGCUGCUACUGCGCCGGGGGCUUCGUCUGCGAUUGGGAGAAGUGAAUUCCUGCGUGCUUGGAAGGAUUGUCUUCCUGAGUCGUGGAGAGCAGAGGUCGUAUUGUCCAAGUUAACUAAUGGCUGCUACAAGAGCCCCGACCCUACAACUAUACACUUUGUUGAGCCCUCUCAGCGGGAGCACACUAGCAAGGCUGCUCCUUCGGGCCCAGCUGCAGCUGCAAAGGCCAAGAAUACCAGGAAUUGGCACGAGUUGCUCAAAGGGCGCCGCUGA